Messenger RNA from Aspergillus fijiensis CBS 313.89, 2328 nucleotides. RefSeq names its product putative Patatin-like serine hydrolase. NCBI's taxonomy places the organism in Eukaryota, Fungi, Ascomycota, Eurotiomycetes, Eurotiales, Aspergillaceae. The coding region runs from base 183 to 2009 and encodes 608 amino acids. Gene Ontology annotation, biological process: arachidonate metabolic process. The record is from RefSeq and is a predicted model, not a curated record. Gene Ontology annotation, cellular component: membrane. The transcript has 3 exons.
AAAAAAAAAACACUAUCUGUCACUCUCCCACCAUUAUCUUUCAUCCAAUCUUCGGUCAGCACUUGUCUACUUUCAUUUCUGUGCCAUCUCACCAGGAUCCUCAGGAGCACUACUUUUCUCCUCUACUGCCUACAACCACAACCAUUUCCGCCUGAUCGUGCGUGUCUCAACCCCGCGGGGUCAUGGAUUACUCCGUCAAUCUCCGCCGCAAGGAUACCACCAAGGGCCCUCCCUUGAGGAUCCUCUCGCUAGAUGGUGGCGGCGUCCGGGGCUAUUCCAUGCUCAUUAUCCUCCAAGAACUCAUGUACCGUGUCUACGUUGAAUGCGAAGGAAAGGCACCUCGUCGUGAGGAGAUUCCCAAACCAUGCGACCAUUUUGAUCUGAUCGUUGGUACCGGAACCGGCGGUCUCAUUGCCCUCAUGUUGGGCCGUCUCCGCCUUGACCUCGAAACCUGCAAGGAAGUCUAUGUGCGCAUGACCCGCCGGGUCUUCGAAACCGACAAAACCAUUGCCGGCAUCCCAUUUCGCUCCACCUUGUUCAAGGCCUCCAGACUCGAAGAGGCCAUUCGCGAAUGCGUCCGUGAACAUACCGUUUUCGAGGCCGAGGGGAACGACAUGACCCCCGGCAGCGCGCGAAAUUCACUCGCCGGUGCCCCUUAUAGCCCCAAUGCGAUCGCCAUUCCGCAGCGCUCGGGUAGUCGCGCUAGUUUCAGCACCACCAGUACGGCACAUUCGUCCGGUCACAACAGUCAUCGCAAUUCUACAUUUGUGAACGGCUUGCGGUGGGGAAACCCGGAUGCGUUGUUGUAUGACAAUCGGGAAUAUCGAACCAAAACCGCGGUCACCGCUCUCUACAAAGGUACUACCCGAAAUGGGUCGUCUGUCAUGCUCCGUUCAUACGAUUCUCGCAAAGAGCCCCCACCCGAGUUCAAUUGUACAAUCUGGCAGGCCGGUCGGGCCACCUCGGCCACCGGAAUGGCUUUCAAGCCGAUCCAGAUCGGCCAACACGUGUUCAUUGAUGAAGGGGCCGGCACCUAUAAUCCGGCGCCACAGGUAUUGGACGAAGCGACGGUGAACGAGUGGCCGGGCCGUGAAGUAGGUGUGUUCGUCAGCGUCGGCACCGGCAAGCGACCGCCCGGCACGAACAACCGCCAACACGAGUGGUGGGAGGAUUUCUUCGGGGAUGCGCUGGGCUCGUUCGCGGAGGCACGUCGGCGACUGAUCGCCAAAAUCGAGGGCUGUGAAGACAUUCAUGUGGCCAUGCUGCGCGACCAUCUUUCGAAGCGCAACGUGAGCCAGGACAACUAUUACCGAUUGAAUGUUGAGGUCGGGGUAGGCGAGUUCGGCAUGAACGAGUGGAAUCGCCUGGCGGACAUCAGCACUAAUACAAGGCGCUAUCUGACUCGACCAGAAGUAAAGCGACUGAUCCUCGAUGCAGGGGUCAAAUUUGCCAAAAUCAACCGACAGCAUCGACGACUGGCCGACCAUGCAGCGGCGACUGGAGGGAAUGAGGCAGUCGAGGAGACCAGUUCCAUCCUGGGCAGUCCCGUCCUGUCGGUGCAGCCUCCGUUGCCCCAUCCGAUGGCGGUGGAAUUGCCCGCCGAAUUGCCUGGCGAUCUUGUUUUACGACCGAUGACGGCGACCGAUGAUACACUCCCCGCGCAUCCGACGCCGCACGAUGCAGUUCUAGGGUCCCCAGCGCGUGGCUCAGGCAGUGAUCUGGCCAGUCCAAGUCCCCAUGGAUCUUCGCGGCCUAGUUUUGAGCUGCCGUCGCAUCAUAACGGGGAAGAAAUGCCUCCACCCGUGCCCCCGAAAACCCCCAUUCCUUAUCCUGACCAUCCCAGUGAACUUGGGGGAAUUCCCAUGCCGAUGCCGACAGUGAUGCCUCCGAUGACGACAAAUAGUGGCCACGGAUGUUCCGGGGCGGGCGGGAAGACCCGACCGCCAUAUCCUAUGGAUGAACCCCCCGUGGUGAACAAGCAGCGGAAACCGAGUUAUCAUGUUCGAUGAGGGAGAUGAUUCUAUGAUAUGACCUGCCUAAUACUCUGUGGAAUGGAGAAAGGGGGGGCUGCUGAUGUUAUGGUGUCAGGAUAGCCGAAGAAGUUCCGUCGAAAGCAUAUUGGAGGAAAAGGAGGCCAGAGAGGAGUUUGACUGAGGACUUGACUUGAUGAUAUUGAAUCGAAGGAUACCCUAAUGAGUGAAUGAAUUUCCUAUUAUAUUUCCACAUCUGUCCAGAUCUGUCCAGAUCUGUUGAGAGGUCAUGUUGUACUUGUAAUUAAGGUAUCGAGUAAGUGAAGUAUGUAAUGUACUGUACGUAAAUGACAGACAG